UAUAUAUUUAUAAACAUGUAUUUAUCGGUAUAUUUUGAGUACGCUCCGGAUUGCAAACUAGAUGCGCGAGAUGAAGAAUGCUUCUCCAGACACGUUGAGUAAACGUGUAAAAUACCGGAAGUUUCAAAUAAUUAACACUAACUUCAAAACCUCAGAAGACGCGUCUGAAUGUCGUCGGACAGGUGGACAUGGACCCUGACAGGAGCGACAGCGGUGUGUGUUUUAUCGGUGUAUGUGGCCUCGGCGCCGCGCGCUGUGCCCGGUGGAGACUCAGGAGAGCUGAUCACUGCUGCUUGUGAACUGGGGGUGGCCCAUCCUCCAGGAUACCCUCUCUUCACCAUGUUGUCUUCUCUGCUGCUCUCACUGCUGCCUCUCAGUUCUCCGGCUCACAGUAUCAAUGUCCUGUGUGCUGUCUUUGGGGCCGGGGCUAGCGGAGCCCUCUGCUUCACUGUCUGCAGGGUGGCGGGACCUGGUCCAGGGGCCGUCCUGGCUGGUGGAGUGUUUGCAGUGUCCAGGCUGGUAUGGCAGUGGUCGGUCGUGGCUGAAGUCUUUUCUCUUAACAACUUGUUUGUGGGCGUCCUCUUCUCCCUCUCAGCCUGUUUCCACUGUGCAAAGAGUGUUCAGCAGAAGAAGAAGUUUGCUCAAUGGGGGGCGCUGUUCUGUGGGCUGAGCCUGUGUAAUCAGCACACACUGGUCUUGUAUGUUGUCAUCAUAAUUCCCUGGGCCCUCCUGCACCUCUACACUCAUAAUGGUUUGUCCUUUAUCGGUCUGGUGUCUUUGGGGAUGUGUUUCCUGGCUGGCUUUGUGCCCUACAUCUACCUGCCCAUUUCCUCCUACCUCAACAGAGCUCGCUGGAGCUGGGGAGACCAGACGUCUCUCCACGGCCUCCUCACACACCUGCUCCGAGCUGAAUAUGGCACCUUCAGCCUGGCAAAAACAGAUGAAAAUUUGAGCCUCCAAAAUAUGUUACGGGCUCAGUGGAAUCACUGUGUGAAUGAUCUGUCUUCCCCAGUUCUAGCGCUGACAGUUCUAGGCAUUUUGCUGUCUUCCCGGAGCAGAUUGCGCUGUGUUUUUGUCUGGUUGAUUGUCACCAUGGUGAGCAUCUACUCUGUGUUCUUUGCCUGGAGAGCAAACCUGAACAUUGAGAAGCCUCUUCUACUGGGAGUGGUGGAGCGCUUCUGGCUGCAGGCUGAUGCUGGGGUGUGUGUUCUGGCUGGUCUGGGUCUGAGCUGGGCUGUGUGUUGGCUGGACGGCCGUCUGAGUCGGGGAACGGUGUGGAACACAGGAGCCUGGAUACUCACGGCAGGCCUCAUCACACACAUGAUCCGCUUAAACCACAGAGAGUGUGAUCAGAGCGGUAAUGACGUCGUGGACAGGUUUGCUCGUGAGGUUGUGAUGUCAUUUCCGGAGGGCUCGUUGGUUCUGACUCGUGGUGAUCUCCCGGGAAACACGCUUCGCUACCUCCACUACUGCCAGGGUCUCCGGCCCGACCUCAGCCUUGUUGACCAGGAGAUGAUGACGUAUAGCUGGUAUGUGGCAAAACUCCAGAAGCACUUGCCCGGAGUCACGUUUCCUGGCCGCUGGUGGGAUCCGGUCAACGCCACAGAAAAGGAAACUUUCAGCAUUGAGGAGUUUCUCAAGCACAAUAUGCACAGGCCUGUGUUUGUGUGUAUCGGUCUAACUGAGGGUGACCCCAGCUGGGAGAGGAGUUUCUCUCGUUGGCCCUGGGGCGUCUGUGAGCAGUUGGUACCUGUCAAGACCCCUUUUGACCCUGAAAAAUGGGCCCAAAAAACACUUGACCUUUACAACUGGAGCCAGUCACAUGACAGCUUCCACCCUGGCUCCUGGGAGAGAGUUGCCAAUGAGGAGAUGUGGCAGGCCAGGAUGAAGACAGCCUUCUUCCUAUUUGACCUGGCUGAGAACAUGGAAAGAGAACAGCAGGCGCGUCUCUAUGAGCUAUCUUACUAUCUGUAUUGUCAAAUAGUGGAUGCCCAGGUAGACUACCCAGCGAAUUGGGAUAAGAACCUGGCUCUUGCCGCAGAACGUCUUCUCCAAUCAGGGGGCAGAGGUUACGGGCUGGAUUCCCUCCUAAGUCGCAGCAUCCGCCACUUCAGCCGUUACCUUCAGAGAGAACCCACCGAUCCCCAGAGCGAAGCCAUCCGCUCCAUCAUCACACACCUCAUGAAAGAGCGGGACAAAGUCAGAGACAGACGGAAGGGUUGACACAGGAAGAGACAGAAAUUGUCUGAAACACUGAAAA
Messenger RNA from Rhinichthys klamathensis goyatoka, 2260 nucleotides. It is a transcript of the gene tmem260, whose product is annotated as transmembrane protein 260. The coding region runs from base 169 to 2223 and encodes 684 amino acids. The transcript is spliced from 16 exons. The record is from RefSeq and is a predicted model, not a curated record. NCBI's taxonomy places the organism in Eukaryota, Metazoa, Chordata, Actinopteri, Cypriniformes, Leuciscidae.